Molecule: messenger RNA, 2264 nt
Organism: Trifolium pratense (red clover)
Lineage: Eukaryota; Viridiplantae; Streptophyta; Magnoliopsida; Fabales; Fabaceae
Product: aspartic proteinase nepenthesin-2-like
Exons: 1
Coding region: 486-1916 (476 amino acids)
Biological process (GO): proteolysis
Molecular function (GO): aspartic-type endopeptidase activity
Source: RefSeq, a predicted model, not a curated record
UGGAAAUUUUAUGAAACCUUAGUCAGUGAGGAAUUUAUUUUCCAUACGGCAAAGUCUUAAAAUUUGUGACAUGGGUCUGAUUCAUACAUUCCAAUGAAGGAGGAAACCAAGAGGAAAAUACCCUUUAAGAGGAACAAAAAAUUAUUAUAUAUUCCCAUUAAAUAUUGCAUUGCAUUAUACACACCUUGAAAUUAAUGACCUUAAAGAAUUUUUAAUAAAAUAACCUCGUUUUUUGGUUUUUCUCAUUUGUUCUUGAUAUGAGUCACCUCUUUUUUUUAUAAUUUUUUUUAUUCCUUUAUUAACCAUUUUAUCUUCAUUUAUCUUACUUGAAUUUUCAAUCUUUCUCUUUUAAGAUUUUGCUUGUGAAUCUUCUCUUGUUGUAGAUUUUUGUUCUUCUUGGAUUUUGUCAACUUUAGACAAAUUUUGCAAGUUUAUACAAGUAGUUAUUUUUCAUUGGUUCCAUAAGAGAUAAUUCAUUUAUCACUAUGGUUUUGAAAGUUUCUUUCCUUCUAGUUCUCAUUGUGUUACAUUUCUUCACUUUAAAAGCUAUUUCUAAGAAUCACAAUGUUGAGCCUAAAAAAUCAUUGACUGAUUUUGCAGUUAGAGACUUAACAAGAAUUCAAACUUUGCAUAAAAGGGUCAUUGAAAAGAAGAGCCAAAACUUCAUUUCAAGGCUACAAAAUACAAAGGAAGAAUCAAACAAGUCCUAUAAGCUGCCGGUGGUUUCUCCGGCUACACCACCGGAAUAUUUUACCGGCAACUAUUCAAGUCAGCUUGUGGCAACUUUGGAGUCAGGAGUCAGUUUUGGUUCCGGUGAGUAUUUCAUCGAUGUGUUCAUCGGUACACCAUCAAAACAUUUUUCUCUAAUACUCGAUACCGGUAGUGAUCUUAACUGGAUUCAAUGUGUUCCUUGUUAUGUUUGUUUUGAUCAAAAUGGACCAUAUUAUGAUCCAAAAGAUUCUAGUUCUUUCAACAAUAUAAGUUGUCAUGAUCCGCGAUGUCAAUUCGUGACAUCGCCUGAUCCUCCUCAGCCUUCUUGCAAGGCUGAGGAGAAUCAAACUUGUCCGUAUUUUUAUUGGUAUGGUGAUAGCUCAAACACAACCGGCGAUUUUGCACUUGAAACAUUCACAGUAAAUCUUACAAAGCCUAAUGGUAAAACCGAACUCAAAAUCGUCGAAAAUGUUAUGUUUGGUUGUGGUCAUUGGAAUAGAGGACUAUUUCACGGCGCAGCCGGAUUAUUAGGAUUAGGAAGAGGACCAUUAUCAUUUGCUUCACAGCUACAAAAUCUCUAUGGUCAUUCAUUUUCCUAUUGUUUUGUGGAUAGAAAUAGUAAUUCAAGUGUUAGUAGCAAAUUGAUAUUUGGUGAAAACAAAGAGCUUCUUAGAAACCAUAAUUUGAAUUUCACUUCUUUUGUUGGUGGAAAAGAGAACACAUUUUACUAUGUUGAGAUAAAAUCUAUUAUGGUUGGUGGUGAGGUUUUAAACAUACCUCAAGAAACAUGGAAUUUGUCAUCAGAAGGUGUUGGUGGUACAAUAAUUGAUUCUGGUACAACUUUAACUUAUUUUGCUGAACCAGCUUAUGAGAUUAUUAAGGAAGCAUUUAUGAAGAAAAUUAAGGGUUAUGCAAUUGUUGAAAGUUUUUUACCAUUAAAGCCUUGUUAUAAUGUUAGUGGAAUUGAAGAAAUGGAAUUGCCUGAAUUUGGAAUCUUGUUUUCAGAUGGAGCUGUUUGGGAUUUUCCAGUUGAGAAUUAUUUUAUUCAGAUUGAAUCUGAUGAUGUGGUUUGUUUGGCUAUUUUAGGGACUCCUAAAUCUGCUCUUUCAAUAAUUGGAAAUUAUCAACAACAAAAUUUUCAUAUUUUGUAUGAUGUUAAGAAAUCUAGACUUGGUUAUGCUCCAAUGAAGUGUUCUCAAGUUUAAUUGACAUCUUUCUUUUUUGGUUUGUGCUCCUUCCGUUUGUAGUGACCAUCGUCAAGACCAUUCGGUCAUGGUUCAUCCACCAUGCGUAUGUUCCUGUCUCCUUAGAAAUCAAGGACACAGUAGUAGGAUCCUAUAAAAUAGUUUGUUUUGUUUAAGAUAUUAGUAAAUGAUGUAUACAGAACAGAUAAAUUAUGUAGAACUAGCUAGGAUCAAUGCAAACUAAAGGUUUCAUUGUUUUGUGAUGAAUUAAUUUGCUUCAAUUUUGAAUUCAUUGCCUCUUUCAAUUCUACAUGGUAUUGUUGUUUAUGACCAUCUUUGUGUUUAUUUAUUCUCAAAAUGAAAUCAUGU